This is a messenger RNA of Diceros bicornis minor, 2104 nucleotides long. RefSeq names its product protein phosphatase 1 regulatory inhibitor subunit 14C (gene PPP1R14C). Gene Ontology annotation, biological process: regulation of phosphorylation. Lineage: Eukaryota; Metazoa; Chordata; Mammalia; Perissodactyla; Rhinocerotidae. Bases 75 to 584 code for a protein of 169 amino acids. Gene Ontology annotation, molecular function: protein serine/threonine phosphatase inhibitor activity. The transcript has 4 exons. Gene Ontology annotation, cellular component: cytoplasm. The record is from RefSeq and is a predicted model, not a curated record.
AGGUGGUAGCGGCGCCGGGCGCGCUCCGCCCGCCCCUCCUCCGGGCCGCAUCGGGCUCCGGCGCGCGCGGGGACAUGUCGGUGGCGACGGGCAGCAGCGAGGCGGCCGGUGGGGCCGGCGGCGGCGGCGCGCGGGUUUUCUUCCAGAGCCCCCGGGGCGGCGCCGGCGGCAGCCCGGGUUCGAGCAGCGGCUCAGGCUCCUCCCGGGAGGACUCGGCGCCCGUGGCCACGGCGGCCGCUGCCGGGCAGGUUCUGCCGCAGCCGCAGCCGCAGCAGCAGCGGCGCCACCAGCAGGGAAAAGUGACAGUGAAAUACGAUCGUAAGGAGCUUCGGAAGCGGCUGGUGCUGGAGGAAUGGAUCGUGGAGCAGCUGGGUCAGCUAUACGGCUGCGAGGAAGAAGAAAUGCCAGAGGUAGAAAUUGACAUUGAUGAUCUUCUUGAUGCAGACAGUGAAGAAGAGAGAGCUUUAAAAUUACGGGAAGCUCUCGUAGACUGCUACAAACCAACAGAGGAAUUUAUCAAGGAGCUGCUCUCUCGGAUAAGAGGCAUGAGGAAACUGAACCCCCCGCAGAAGAAGCCUGUAUAAUUCCAGCACACGGCAGAACUCUCCCGGAGACCAAGAAAGUGUCCUGGGAUUUGGACUUCUUGAAGAGUUUUACUGAAGGAUAGUUGUCCUUAUGAGCAACUUUUUUUUUGGCGGGAGGGAGUCUAUUAGAAGUCAAUUCAAGAGCGUUCCUUUUUUGGUUUUUAAAGGUUUGUGUUAGUGUAAUAUUUUAAUAGCAAAGAUCACGACUCUGAUUUCAGCCCAAUCUGGGAUUAUCAAACUAGGCAGAUGUCCAAGGAUGGGCUGGGCCAGGCAGCAUUUUCUUUGAGAAAUCAGAUGUUUAGGACCUAAGUAUACAGGGACGAUGGUUUUUUACAACUGGUUGGUAACACUUUUUUCUUAAAUUGUACAUUUGACUCAGAUGUGGAAUUUCUCAUACUUGUAUAUAUCUACACACGACUAAGUUAAAAUGUAAAUGUGAGUUUUAUUUCACAUGGAUGGAAUAAACUUGUCUUCGUCCUUCACUGGAGGUCACAGCACGUGUGUUUUCAAGAGGCCACUAGCUAUUCUUCCUGUGCGUGCUGCUCACUUUCAGCAUUCACUUAAUGCACCAAAGUGAACGAGUUCAGCGUAUCCGUUAUUUUAAUGAGCUACACUACAAACACGUUGAGUUGGUCAAGGGCUUAUUUAUGGACUUUAUAUUAUUUCAUUAGUUGGGAUGCUUUGCCAGGUCAUGUCUGAUUGCCUCAUUUGUGGUGUUUUAAAGUUUUAUGAACCCUUAAUUUGAAGAACUAUUUGGAUUUCUGGAGAAAUGCCCACACUACCUGAGUGGUGUUUUGCAAUGGGAAAUGGAAGUGCUGUGUAGCAGUUAAUUCUCUGCUUUCAAUCAAAUACUGUGUAUUAUUCUCUCUCCACGAACGCAGGUCAUAAGGAAGUUAGCAGAUUAUAUAUCUUCCUCCUUAGAAGUAGAUUCUGGUCACUUCUGUGCCUGGGUAGCAUCUGACCAGAGGGGGAGAACUGAGGGUUGAGCGAGUACGGAGGUGAGAAGGUCUCGCCUUCUCUCAAGAAAGUUGAUACAAGAGCAUUUGCCGGUGCGGAAGCAUGGUGGAGAUUGCAUUUCUGGCUUUGCUCACUGGCGUGUGGUGAGGACUCCGGCUCCUGGCCCUAAUUGUGUACCCCGAUCCACUUGCUUGCAGCUAGGUCUGGGGCACCUGCCCUGCCUCUCGAGAUUAUAUACCUUGGACAAGGAUCAAAAUUCAGAUGGAUGUGGGCGGAGGAAAAGAUCGGAGUAGAAACUCUCCCUCUUCCAGGAGCCCCUGCUGCGUCCCCACAGAAACCCUGCCUACCGUAAGAUGUCUCUAGGUGGCCCUGUCAGAGGACGGGGUCAGGCGUUUUAUAUCAAGGGUGCUCUGAACAUAUUUUAUUUUUUAAAAGAACUAUGUUUGUGAAUUUUCUGUAUACUGGCAAGCUUUGGAAAAUGUAUUUAAUUUUGUAAUGUUUACCAAUGAUUUAUUUACAAGCUAUUUACUCGAAUAAAUGGAGCUGCUUACAACUUGCUUACA